Messenger RNA from Pistacia vera, 2644 nucleotides. RefSeq names its product ADP-ribosylation factor GTPase-activating protein AGD4-like. Gene Ontology annotation, molecular function: protein binding; GTPase activator activity. Gene Ontology annotation, cellular component: cytoplasm. NCBI's taxonomy places the organism in Eukaryota, Viridiplantae, Streptophyta, Magnoliopsida, Sapindales, Anacardiaceae. The record is from RefSeq and is a predicted model, not a curated record. The coding region runs from base 59 to 2428 and encodes 789 amino acids. The transcript has 19 exons.
CCUCCACUUCGUUACUUUUCCUCGAUCUGAGAGAGGGAGUUGUUUUUUGGUGUCCAGAAUGGCUACCUUCAUCAAGCUUGAGGAUUCUCCAAUGUUUCAAAAGCAGUUAUUUUCUCUGGAAGAGACAGCUGAUGAGCUGAAAGAUCGUUGCCAAACACUUUACAAAGGCUGCAAAAAGUUUACGGAAGCUCUUGGAAUAGCAUGUAAUGGGGACACAACCUUUGCAGAUUCCUUAGAGGCAUUUGGUGGUGGAAAAGAUGAUCCAGUUAGUGUAUCCAUGGGAGGUCCAGUUAUAUCCAAGUUUAUCAAUGCAUUUCGCGAGCUUGUUACAUAUAAAGAGCUUCUUCGUUCCCAAGUUGAGCAUGUGUUAGUUGAUCGGCUGAUGCACUUUGUGAACGUUGAUCUACAAGAUGCAAAGGAAUCUCGCCGACGCUUUGACAAAUCUAGACAUGCUUACGAUCAGGCACGGGAAAAGUUUGUGUCAUUGAAAAAGAGUACACGAGAUGAUGUUGUAGCAGAACUAGAAGAGGAUUUACAGAACUCAAAGUCAGCUUUUGAGAGAAGCCGCUUCAAUUUAGUAAGUGCACUCAUGAAUAUAGAAGCGAAAAAGAAGUAUGAGUUCUUGGAAUCUAUAAGUGCAAUUAUGGAUGCGCAUCUCAGAUAUUUCAAGCUGGGAUACGACUUGUUGAGCAAAAUAGAACCAUAUAUACACCAGGUAUUAACAUAUGCACAACAAUCUAAAGAAUCAGCUAAUAUUGAACAAGAUAACCUGGCAAAACGGAUCCAGGAAUUCAGGACUCAAGCUGAGUUAGACAACUUGCAAGCUUCUGUUCACAUGGAGCCUUCGGCAAGUUCUGAUGGCAUUCAUGUUGGUGGUAUAAACUCUUGCAAAAACAUAGAAGCAAUAAUGCAGUCCAGUGUCAAAGGUGAGGUCCGGACAAUCAAGCAAGGGUAUCUUUUAAAGCGCUCCUCAAAUUUGAGGGGGGAUUGGAAAAGAAGGUUCUUUGUGCUCAAUAGUCAAGGGACUUUGUAUUAUUACAGAAAUAAGGGUAUCAAAGCCACGGGUUCUCACCAUUAUUAUACUGUCUCAGUUGAAAACAAUGGUGGUGUAUUUAGUAGAUUCCGUUCAAGGCACACUAGGACAUCAUCACUUGGUGAAGAAACACUGGGUUGCCGUACUGUUGAUCUUCGAACUUCAGCAAUAAAGAUGGAUGCAGAGGAUACAGAUCUACGGCUUUGCUUCAGAAUAAUUUCUCCAAUAAAAACAUACACAUUGCAGGCUGAAAAGGAAGCAGACAGGAUGGACUGGGUAAACAAAAUUACAGGAGUUAUUGCAUCCAUUUUGAACUCUGAUUUCCUGCUGCAGCCAUAUCCUAGAACAAAACAUCUAGACAAGAAUGAUUAUGCCGGUGGUGCUUAUGAUGUUAUAUCAACCUACAGUCCUCAUAGUUUAGAGAAUGACAUGAAAGCCAAUGAGCACAAGAGUGUUUCUGUGAUCCUUAGACAGAUUCCUGGAAAUGAUAUUUGUGCAGAGUGCAGUGCUCCUGAACCUGAUUGGGCUUCCCUUAAUCUUGGUAUAUUAUUGUGCAUCGAAUGCUCUGGUGUUCAUCGGAAUCUUGGUGUUCAUAUUUCAAAGGUUAGAUCUUUAACGCUGGAUGUCAAGGUCUGGGAAUCUACAAUCUUGGACUUGUUUGGUGCUUUGGGCAAUGCUUAUUGCAACUCCAUAUGGGAGGGAUUGCACCUACGUGAUGAUGGAAGAAAGGACAAAUCAAAUGCUAGUAUCACAUCAAUUAGGAAACCGUCUCCUAAAGACAUUAUUGGCUACAAGGAGCAGUACAUUUAUGCAAAGUAUGUAGAGAAAUUGCUAGUCAUCAAAGAUAAAACUGCGUCUCAAAAUCAAUCUCAAGCCACAAGCAUCUGGGAAGCAGUUAAGGCUCAAAAUUUGCAAGAAGUAUAUCACCUUAUUGUGACAUCGGAGGUGGAUAUCAUCAAUACCACCUAUGAUGAUGUGGUUGGUGUAGAUUUAUAUCACCAUGUCGAUGAUGCAGAAGAAUCAGAAUUUGAUGGCCAGAAAGCGAAAAGGAAAAAUUAUGAUCCUGCAGUUUGUCAAAGAAUCACCGAUGCCAAUGAUCCAGGGAUUUGUCUUCAAGGUUGUUCAUUAUUGCAUCUGGCAUGUCAUUUUGGCAAUCCUGUGAUGCUUGAACUUCUGAUACAAUUUGGUGCCAACAUAAAUUUGCGCGAUUUCCAUGGAAGAACUGCUUUGCACCAUUGUAUCUCCACAGGGAAUAAUCCAUUUGCAAAGCUCCUUCUUAGAAGAGGUGCUCGUCCAUCAAUAAAAGAUGGUGGGGGACUAAGUGCACUGGAAAGGGCAAUGGAGAUGGGAGCAAUUACUGACGAGGAACUAUUUAUUUUGCUUGCUGAAUGCUAGGGAGAUUUGACACGUAAUGCCUAAAUGUGUAACUUACAUCAAUCCCCUUCCUUUGUUUUUAUGAAAUAAAAUGUGUUAUUCUUGUGCUCUUUAAAUAAGAAAAUUUUCCAUUUGUUCUUUUCAUUAAUUUUUAUAAUGGUUACAAAUAAUAUUGUUCCCUCAAUUUGUAUUAGUUAUUUGAAUAAUGCAAAUUAAUUGUACUUGGAUGAAAUCUUA